Messenger RNA from Pundamilia nyererei, 3084 nucleotides. It is a transcript of the gene shisa2b, whose product is annotated as shisa family member 2b. The record is from RefSeq and is a predicted model, not a curated record. The transcript is spliced from 3 exons. The coding region runs from base 638 to 1510 and encodes 290 amino acids. NCBI's taxonomy places the organism in Eukaryota, Metazoa, Chordata, Actinopteri, Cichliformes, Cichlidae.
CAAGGCUCAGACUGAACUGGUUUAGGUUGCACUGUGGGGGUGGGUUAGAUUCUGUGGGCUUCAGUUCAAGACUGACACAGAUUUGGUUGACUGACUUCUGACACUCAACAAUGCAGGCCAAGCCACAAAAGUUUGAAACGUUAUCUUUACGCACGGAGCUGGCUGUGAGAGGACUCGAGGGUGACAGCAGCUGCGCGCCCAUGGAUCAGGCUACAAGUGUUAGUUUCUCUGGAUCCCCGAGGAAAGUCAUUUGAAGAGUUCAGCCUCGCUGCAGUGCCAAAGGAAAUCCAUUAGUUUCUCUACACUGGAUUUACCAGACCUCCGAGGGUUUGCAACUGGAAUAUCAGUCAAACUUAUAAAUUCAUAUAUUUUCUGACUUUUUUUUUUAGUAGUAGUAUCCAUUUGGUUUUUGUGCAUCUCCUGAAUAACCGGAGUCACUUUUGGAGAAUUACGCACGCGAUUUCUCUAACAAAUGACAGCCUCUAAGUGGUUUGUGGCUCCUGCAUUGCAUCCCCUCUGCUCCCUUCAUCGGACCGACCCAGCGUAUCACCCCCCUCACCAGCUUAGACGCUGGGAGUAAAAGCCUCUCAGUCUCUUCCAGUGCGCCAGCGUGCGGCCGCGGGCCACCUGGCCGAGAAUGUGGGGAGGAGGUUUUCCGAUGUCUGUCACCGCGAUUGUGACUCUGCUGUUGGUUAUUAUUGACGUGAAAGCGAGCGGGGAGUUUUGCCACGGCUGGCGGGACUCCCAGGGUGUCUGGAAAGAGGGCUUUCAGUGCCCGGAGAAGAUAGACGGAGUGGACGCGAUAAUCUGCUGCGGGAAAUGCGAGCUGCGCUACUGCUGCUCCAGCACGGAUGCGCGGCUUGAUCAGGGGAGCUGCGAUAACGACCGACAGUCACCGGAGCCCGGGACAAACAACAAGGAGAACAAGGACUCCGGUGCAGUUCCCAUCUACGUGCCAUUCCUCAUCGUGGGCUCAGUGUUCGUGGCUUUCAUCGUGGUGGGCUCUGUGGUCGCUGUGUGCUGCUGCCGGUGUCUCCGACCCAAGCAGGAACUGUCCUCUGGAGGCACGACAGGAGGUGGGGCCGGCGGUGGUGGGCGCCUCCUGGAAACCAUCCCUAUGAUGGCGAGCACCUCCAGGGGUUCCUCAUCCCGCCAGUCCAGCACAGCCACCUCAUCCAGCUCGUCCGCUCCAGCCGCUGUCCCCCGCACUGCCCCUCCUCCAGUCAUGCGGGCUCAGGCCUCCUGCUGCCUGCCCCCUGAUGCCAGCGUCUUUGUCAACAUGCCCACCAACUUCUCCGUACUCAACUGUCAGCAGGCCACCCAAAUCAUGCCUCACCAGGGACAGUUCCUGCAUCCGCAGUACAUCGGCUAUGCCCACCCCAUGUCCUCUACCGCAGCCUACUUGGACCCCACUCAGGGGGGCUACAGACCCCUCCAGUCACCCUGCCCUCCUCCCACUGCUGGCUCCAGUGUCACCAGUGAUCAGAAACACCCUCCAGUGACAGUGUGACGAGGGCCCAACCAGCAGACCACUCUACCACUUUAUUUUCAAAGAUUAACUUGUGAAGUUUAACCUGUGAGGGCUGCGGCAGACAGACCUUUGGGCACACUGCCAGAGGGGGGGGGUUAAAAAAAAAAAAAAAAAGAAGGCAAGGAGUCAGACUCACAUGAAGGACUCAUAAAGCUGUUCCUGGUAGCUGGACCUGCCCUGUAACUGUGUGUGGUUUGUGUCUGUUUUGUAUGAAAGGUGGAACGAGCUAGGCUCAGCCUGCGAUGCGUAAGGCAGAUGCAUAAAUAUCCUCUCACUGGAUGCAAAGACAAAACUGCAUCUCGGAGGAUUGUGCAGCCCUGAUGAGUAAUAAUGCACAGUUCACUGCAGCCUGGAGAUCAAAUAAAGGCUGCAUGUGUUUGUGUUUGCAUGGAUGUGUGUGAGAAAAAGAUUUGCAGGCUUAUAUGUACAGGAAUGAGCGAUGACUGGAUGAUUUAUAGCAGCGGACUGUAUGAAAAAUGGACAUUCAAGCAAAAACAAUAUAUGACCACAUGCUGUGUUUAUGCCAUGUGCACAUCUGUGCUUGUGAAUGAUUGUGAGUGGUUUAUAUAAUACAGUAUAUUUUUGUUUGCGCUGAAAGUACGAGGAAAGAAAGCAUGUGGAUAGAUAUUUGUACUGUUCGUGUGCGAGUCCGAGAGAGUGUGAAGUGUGGAGGGAUGCGGUGGCCUUGUGAGUGUAACUGUGUGUAAUGGGAAAUGCAGGUGGUGUGAUGUGAAAGGCAGUCGCGAUCUCCCUGUAGGCCAUUUAAAAUCUAAUGAAGUGAGCACAGGACACAGACUGUGACGCUCCACCCUACUAUCCAACCCCCCCGCCUGCCACCCAGAAAGCAAAAAAAAAAGAAACAAAGAAAUACAAAACCCCCAGAAACACAUUCAGAAAUCCCCCCAAAAUUAGAUCUAUUCACAAGGCAGGCCGUUAAUGUUCCUUGGACGUGUGAGAAGUGAGAGGAAGUUCUCUGAGCAUUACAGUUAAUUAUAUAGCAACCCCCCCCCCCCCAAAAAAACCCAAAAAUGCCAGCUGCCCCCUUCACUUCUCUCCCGCGAGGUGUGUGUGUGUGUACUUCACACCACCACAGUUCAGUGCAUUAGCACGGGCAGCUCCGGGGCAGCUCUGAGUCAUUAUUUUCCACUUAGGGAGGGCAAGGAAGUGGCCGCUUUGGUUGUUAAUCUGUAAAAAUAAGCGAAAGUUGCUGAAUUUUCUGCCGCUCUGUGUAGCGGUGUAAAGCUGUGCCACUGUAACCGAGGAACGUGCAGCUCGAGGAAUGUGCUGCUCCACCGAGCGUGCAGCCCGACAUGUCCUUUAGUACCGAAACUGGUUUGCUUGCGCACCUCAUCUGUACUCCAAGCACAAUGUCUGUAAGAUUCAUUGGGGAACUUAUGUGACGUGUGGGGGGGAAUAAUAGUAAGAGAGUGUGUGAAAUUGUGGAAUUAUUUUAGAUCGAAUGCAUUUGCUCCACCUGAAAUACAGUGAUUUAAUGCAGGAGAGACACUUUUUCAUAUGAAACUGAAAAAAUAAACAUAUUUUAAAACUGAAAA